UAGAGGAGAAUUUCACGUAGUCGAAUACGUAGGAUGGGAUAAUUAUACGGAAAUAGUUUCUACUGAUAGAUUGAGAGUACGAAAUACCAACCCACCGAUCGAUAGCAACACAUUUAUCAAAUUUGAAGUUGUGGUUCCUGAAGAGUGUCGUGAAUACGCCCAAAAAGAAGGAGCUCACAAAGAAUUUCAAAAGAGCAUAGAUGCCUGCAUUUGUCGGUACAUACCAGAAAAAGGAGUACUGAGCAUCGUUUCAAGGCACGAAGGUUCUAAGAAGCGUUUGGAUCUACUCAAAGAAAUGCAUUUCCGUAAUCUCAUCCAGAAGGUAAUGCUCGUGAAAAGGACAGAAGAAGCUAAGCGUCAACUAGAGUCCACAAAGCAACAAAAUGUUAAAGUAUACUUGGAAGAAUUCCAAGUAGAAACAAAACUAAUGGGUCUCGCUAUUGGGACUCAUGGCAAUAACAUCCAGCAAGCUCGGAAAGUGGAUGGUAUUACAAACAUCGAACUCGAUGAGAAUACGUGCAAGUUCAAAAUUCAUGGAGAGUCUGCUGAAGCUGUACAAAAAGCAAGAACGAUGCUAGAGUACAACGAAGAAUCUCUAAAUGUUCCUCGCAAGCUGGUUGGAAAGGUGAUAGGCAAAAAUGGCAGAUUCAUUCAAGAAAUAGUCGACAAAAGCGGUGUGACACGAGUGAAAAUUGAAGGUGACAACGAAGCAGAGCCGAGUGUACCACGCGAAGAGGGUCAGGUUCCUUUCCUUUUUGUCGGCACCGUUGAAAGCAUAGCCAAUGCAAAAAUGUUGCUCGAUUAUCAUCUUUCACACCUAAAGGAAGUUGAAGAAAUGAGAUUGGUGAAAAACACACUAGAAACCGAAUUGAAAACAUUGCACGGUUCGAUGGGUUCGAUGCAAAGUUUUCCUAUCCAAAGGCGUCCAGAUAGGGGCUACAACUCAGACAUGGAGAUGGGCGGUGGAAGAGGCCAUGGAGGCUUGAUGAGGGGAGGAGGAAGGGGUGGACGCGGGAGGAGCAGUGGCUCACGCUACAGUGGAGCUGGAUCGUGGCACCAGAAUGCAGAUCAAGCAGACGAUAGCAGAGUGCGUGACCUGCCUCCGCGUCAGCAGGGUGGUGGGGGGGGCUACCAGUCGAGCAGCAGUCGACGAGGGGGACAGCCCCCACCCCCCCGCAACCACCUGCGUCGCGGCGACGAGAGGCGACGCAUGACCGACGAUGAGGACACCAUACUAGACAGUCACGACAGCCGCGACGACAGGGAGUCCGUAUCAAGCAUGGAGGGCGGCAAACGGCCACCGCGACAGAAGCGCAAUCGACGCAAACCGAUGCGCGCGCACAGUCAGACGCCACAGCCGACGACCGCCACCGACAACAGCCAACCAGCUCCACCCCCCACUACCAACGCUAAUGUCAAUGCCAAUGCCAACAUCACAAACGGCAACACUGCUGUAUUCGUAAACGAUCCGCAGGCGCAAAGUGGAGGCGGGGGCGGGGGUGGCAGCAACAGUAAAGAGAGCAGUACCGAGCAGGCAUCAAGUAACAAUACGGGAGGCGGCAGUGGAGGCGGAAAGAGGGCGAGAGACCAGCGCAGUGGACCUCGCUUCCAGCAACAGCAGCGUAACAACUUGCCCAUGUCCGGAGGCGGUGGGGGCGGCAAGAGGGGCGCCGACAAGCCCCCCAAGGAGCCGUCUCUCGUCAACGGCACCUCGGCCUAAUGCUCAUUCGGUCGUCUUCGUCGUCGUCCUCAUUUUUCGUUCUGCUAUUUUUUCGCCCUUUGAACAUUGACUCGAAACGACAAGCCAACCAACAGUCACGCUUUCCUCAAUACCCGAGUCUGACUGUUGAUUCACUCAAGAACACUUAUUACGAUUGAUACUGAAUUCCGGCUCCGCUCUGCACAAUCACCAUAGAGCGUUAAAUCAUUAUUAUCGUCAUACUGAAAUUCGAGGCUUUCCACUCAGUUAUGGUACCAUCACGCGGGCUCUGCAAAUGUAAGCAGCUGCCUUAGCUUUCUAAUGUGCUAUUGUAAUUGUGUGUGAAAACUUGUACAUGAGAACAAAUCUAACGUAUUGCUUAUGCUCAGAGUGAAUGUGUCUUACAACUAAAGCGUAGAAUGUACAAGUGUACAAGUUGGAGAACCCGUAAAGUAAUCCCGGGACUAAGAAUACGGCCCUUGUGCUAUUAUCACGGUAUCCAUACACUUUCUUUUUCGAGAGACAAAUUUUUAUUCAAGUGACAGCUUGCUGGCCAUCCAUUGGAAACGGAUUUGAGGCCCGCCCAACAUCAAUGUCCUAUUCAAAUUUAUAUUCAAAGAAAUAAUGUGCAGAGAAGGAAUUUCCAGUGAUGACUCCAAAUUACAGCCGUUCUACGUUGAAUAAUUAGCUUAUUCUAUGUCUGAAAAUAACAGCUUGUUCAUGUUGUACAUAAAUUCAAACAACAUGAUUUUUUUCAGUGCUUACAGACAUUUCAAAAUCUUGAAAGUCUUCUUCAUAAAUAUAUCUUUAUUUGCUUUUUUUUGCUUUUGUCGGCAAAAAUGUUGUAUCAAAUACAAUCUUGUUCAUCCAUUUCUAUUCCAAAUCGUGAAAUUAAUAUUUUACAUUGAAGCUUUUAUUGGACAAACUCUUCCAAAAAUAUUUUAUGAUGAUAAAAAGAUGAUCUGAAGAAAUUUGCUAAUUUUUCGAAAUAAUAUUAUUAGUUUAAUAUAAAUAAAUGUUUGUUACAUUGAUCUUUAUCGCUUUGAAGUUGCAAGCUUUCUGUAGAUAAAACUAUCGAUUGGUUUUACGAAUCGAUUGCAAUUUAAGUCGAUAGAUGAAAAACAUUUCCUCGAUAAAUUUUACAUUAAUCAAAAUAGAUUGUUGUCUGUACCUCCUCCCUAAUAUUGGAUAAAUUCUAAGCAUUUUUAUACGUAUUAUGUUUUAGUUGUGAUUCAUUCUUAUCUGAUAGGAAUUGGGGAUUACCCUUGAUGAGGCAGUCUAAAACACCAUGAUAACUGCCUCUAACUAUUAUAAUUCAAAAGAACUUGAACAAUUGUGUAUUAAUUAUGAAUAUCAUACAUUAUUAUUACUUAUUCAAUUAUUAUGAAAUCAACUGAGUUAUCAGUAUUAUUAUCAUGCCACGUCACAUGAUUUUUUAUUAUGGAUUAUCAUGAUUUUCUUUACACUGCUCUGGCUCUGACAAAAAAUGUUGUCAUCCAUGUUGAAGGAUUCAAUAAAAUCCAAUAUUAUCAUGAUUUGUGAGGUAUUAAUGUAUUUAAAAAAACAAAUUGAAUUGUUUUUUAAUGUUCCUCCUCGUAUAAUAUUAUAGCAUGUCAUUGUUUACUGCUAGAUCACCGUAACAGUAUAAUUUCAUUUGAAAUCUUGAGUGUGGAUACUUAGCAAGCAUAUUUUCAUUCAAUUCUUAUUUCAUUAUUCAGCAAGAGUAGGUAGCUGAAAUUUUGUUUUCUUAUAAAAAGGUUGGAUCCUCUGGUGUUAUUAUUAAAUUCAUUAAUUUUUAAUGAGCAUAAAGCUUAUGGUACUGUUACUGUAAAAAGCAAAAUAUUCAAGUUUAUAAGAAGUAGCGUACUUUUUUUUAAUUGAAAGUCUGUAUGAAAGAGUUAUCGUUUUUUGUAGCUCUUGUAAUCUCAUUUAAUUUGUCAAUCAAUUUUUGAACCUUUGAAUUGUAUCCGCAUCAUGCAUCAUUAUUCUCAGUAGUUUUAGUUCGAUUAUAUUUCCUUUUCAUUCAAAUCAUACCAUUCGUGUGUGAAUUGAACUCAAUUUGAAAUAUCAUAUCUAUAGUUAUCAUUUUCCUCCUAUUCAUUCAUAAGAUAUCAACAAUUUAUGUUUUAUGCUUUUGUUUUGAAAACAUUUCUCAAUUCAUCUUCCUUGUAUCAAGUUGUGUAAAUAUAAUCAUUUUUUCGUAAUAAUUACUCUCUUAUGAUUUGCUCAUUGUUCCUGAAAAUGUUUUGAGACAGUUCUUCAUAGAUAGUACUACCUAUGCAGAAUAAUCCAUUGCUGUAACUUGUCAAUAGUUGGAAAUUGGAGACCUAUCAGUUAUAUAGCAAGUAUGAAUGCAGAAGCUAUUUUGUCAUUGUUUUUGUGAUUUUAGGAUAGAUUUUAUUUUUUAUUAAUAUCUUCUCUAACACGAUUCAAUUUAGUUUUCCUGUAUGAUUGACCUAUUUUCAAGUUACAUAUGUGUCGUUCAGUUAUAAAUGUGCUUGUUUCCAGUAGAAGUUUCUGCAUAAAAAAAAGCAAAAAGUAUUGCGUUCUCAAUAUAUAGUAACUUAGUAAUAAUAUUGAUAGAAUAAGAAGAUGAAACUUGAAAAUUGCUGUCGUUUGAUGGUUCAAACAAUUCUGAUCAUUACUAUUAUAUUCAUUAUUCAAUAAUCUGUCAUUCAAUGAAUUCAUUGUUUCGUCAUAGCUAUUCACAUUAAAUGGAUAAUAAUGUUAAUUGAUGAUUGUGGAUAGUAAUAACGAGAUGUAUGCAGUGUCUAAUAGAAUUUUAGUGGAUACUAUAACUUAAUAAUUGUCAGUGUAGCGCGCUUCAAGGUUUAAAGUCAUUUUUCCUGACAGAUUUGUCAAUUAAUUGCCAGAAAAAUCAAGGUACUCUACACCUGAUGCAAAAUCGAGAUAGCCUACAUGUGACGUGAGCCUUGCCGUUGCCUGUUUGUUACACGCAGAGUGGUUGAAUGAUACAAUAACUUGUCAGAUUAUUUGCCAUCUAACAUCUAAUGUGUCACAUUGUGGAUGACAAUUUGAUUGGGUGUAUGUUUUGUAAAUUAACAUAAACGAUACUUGACGGUUGUCAUCAAUAUCCAGGCCAUACAAUCAAAAAGCUGAAUCUAGGCACUGAUUACUUUAACGUGAAAAUGAAGAAGAUAUGGUCAGGAAACAAUUUUGAUACUGUCCAUAUGUACCUUUACCCUUCCUAUCCUAAUUAUAAAUAAGUGAAUUUUUUGUAUUGUUAGAAACCCACUGUAUUUAAAUUUAUUGAAGUAAACAUGAAAAUUAUGAACAAA
Nilaparvata lugens (brown planthopper) is the source of this 4998-nucleotide messenger RNA. RefSeq names its product synaptic functional regulator FMR1 (gene Fmr1). Gene Ontology annotation, biological process: anterograde axonal transport; regulation of mRNA stability; regulation of dendritic spine development. Gene Ontology annotation, cellular component: axon; postsynaptic density; membrane. The transcript has 10 exons. Gene Ontology annotation, molecular function: protein homodimerization activity; translation regulator activity; mRNA 3'-UTR binding. The record is from RefSeq and is a predicted model, not a curated record. NCBI's taxonomy places the organism in Eukaryota, Metazoa, Arthropoda, Insecta, Hemiptera, Delphacidae. The coding region runs from base 296 to 1720 and encodes 474 amino acids.